Molecule: messenger RNA, 2067 nt
Organism: Centropristis striata (black sea bass)
Lineage: Eukaryota; Metazoa; Chordata; Actinopteri; Perciformes; Serranidae
Product: tumor necrosis factor receptor superfamily member 6B-like
Exons: 4
Coding region: 23-1006 (327 amino acids)
Molecular function (GO): protein binding
Source: RefSeq, a predicted model, not a curated record
AACAGCUGACAACAUAUUUACGAUGACGCCAGUGUCUCUCUCCUUCCUCCCGCUGCUCCUCCUCCUCCUGCUGCUGUGUUUCCACGCCGCUCCGCUCCACGGCGCAGCCUCGCCGCUCACUUUCACCGACACGGACCCCGUGACGGGCCUCUCCGUGGUGUGCGACCGUUGCGCCCCCGGCUUCUUCCUGCGCUCCCGCUGCACGGCGACGCGCAAGAGCGAGUGCGCGCCUUGUCCGCAGGGCUCGUUCACGGAGCUGUGGAACUACAUCGGGAAGUGUCUCAGGUGUGGGGUGUGUGGACAGAACCAGGUGGUGAAGACGGAAUGCUCCGCCGACGCAAACUGCCGGUGUGAGUGCAGAGCCGGGUUCUUCUACCGGAAAGACUUCGACAUGUGUCUCCCACACAGCGAGUGUCACUCCGGGCAGGAGGCGCACAGCAAAGGUACACCUGAGCAGGACACCGUGUGUCGUACCUGUCUCAACGACACCUUCUCAGACUCCGUCUCCACCCACAAGACCUGCAAACCACACAAGAGCUGCAGCGCUGCAGGAGAGAAGCUGGUGCUGAAGGGAUUCACCUGGCACGACAGCAUCUGCACCACCUGCACACAGCUACACACCACAGAUGGAGGCGACUACCUCAAAGAAAUCCUGCCGGCGUUCCUCGUCCACCAGAAAAUGACCCCCAGGCGGCUGCGUCGCAUCCUGCACAAUCUGCCGUCGAAGAACGGCAAAAUACACGGGAUUUCGAAGUUAAGCCGCCCGGAUCUCCACGCACGGAUCAACGCCUGGGUCGCUUCGGCCACGGCGGCUCAGAUCCGACAGCUCCCGGACCUGAUGACCAACUCGGGAGCGAUCAGCGCCGGAGAGAAACUAAGGCACAAGCUGCAGAGAAUCGACUUAAACCUGCAGGGAUUGUGUGACCCUAACCCUAGCCCUAGCCCUAACCCUAACUCUAACCCUAACCUAUCCCAUAAAGAAGUAUCUGUUCUAAUAUCGGGGUAAGGUUAGAAGCGUUUUUGUGAUUUAUUAAGUGUUUAUUUGAAAGACUUUAUUUUUUCCAUCUAGUUUAAAAAUUGCUAGGCCCUAGCCCUAACCCAGUAUCAGAAGAAUCAUUUCUAAUAUCGGGGUAAGAUUAGAAGCGUUUUAGUGAUUUAUUAAGUGUUUAUUUCAAAGACUUUAUUUUUUCAUCUAGUUUAAAAAUUGCUGCCCUAUUCAAGAUGCACUGUCAACACAGGCUUCAGUACUUUUUUUGCAUUAGUUAAAGGAGAAUACCAGUCAAUUAGAGCAACAGUUUGUUACUUUUAUCUGCAUCAACUCAUUAACAUUCCUUCCUUUUUUCUGUGCAUUCCUGUUUGGUUUUUUUCUACUAUUUUUUUCUUUUUAAUAUUGACCAAAAAAAUCCAAACUUGACUGGAUUUGACAGGUUUAAUAUACUAUAUAGGACUGUGACAAAAUGCAGCUAUAAUAGAGAGAAAAAAGUAAAAAAAAAAAAAAGAAAAGAAAGGAAAGGCCAACAGUUUUUGGUCCAAGGAACACAUUCCUCAUAGAUUUAUUUCUGGGGGUGAAACCAGACAAAUGAAGCGGUCCAAUUGAUGCAAGAAGAGAAAGAAAACACAGGUAUUACCCUUUAAAGAAUAAAAAGUGUUGGCCUUCACUAGAUCUACCUCUCCCUAUGUCUGCAUAGCAUUAGUUUUCAUUUUUUGUUACAGCUUGAUAUGUGAAAUUAAAUUAUUCUGCUAUUUAUAGAAACGAGGUACCCUGCACCCUAAAAGGUUUUACAUGCAUAAAAAGAAUGAGAAGAAUUGAAUGCAAGUGAGGCUGAUGCUCAAAUAAAAAUCAUCAAAAAGGAAAUCUAUGGUUAUUGAUUUUUUAUGUAAUUUACAAUUCUGCAAUUCUACAAUGUCAUUUAGCAGAUGCUUCUUUCCAAAGCGACUUACAAAUGAGAGUUAAUACAACACAAGCAAGGAUGAAGUCAAGAAACAUAGCAAGAGUCAGAGCCGUAGGUUCAGUUUGAGUCCAUUAGGACGCAGAUGGAAAUUUUCUCUGCUGCUGGUGAAGAACGA